This is a messenger RNA of Peronospora matthiolae, 1554 nucleotides long. The record is from the annotation of a GenBank genome assembly. Lineage: Eukaryota; Oomycota; Peronosporomycetes; Peronosporales; Peronosporaceae.
AUGGCCUCGUCGGACUUUCUCACCGAACCGUUCACGGUCAACAGCAAGAACGUCGUGUAUACAGACGACGAGAUCACAUCGCAGUAUACGUACACGACCACCCGCGUCGAGGGUACCGUGGUGACACCCCUCGAGGAGAAGUAUACGCUCAAGACGCAGCGCCGCGUCCCGCGUCUGGGCGUCAUGAUUGUCGGUCUCGGUGGUAACAAUGGCUCGACCUUGGUGGCUAGUGUCCUGGCGAACAAGCACCAGCUCACGUGGACCACCAAGGAAGGCGUGCAGACGCCCAAUUACUUUGGCUCGGUCACGCAGGCGUCCACCAUCCGGCUCGGGACGACCGCCCAGGGCGAAGGCGUGUACAUUCCGUUCCGCAAUCUCUUGCCCAUGGUCUCGCCCAAUGAGCUCGUGCUUGGUGGUUGGGACAUUUCAUCGCUGAACUUGGCCGACGCCAUGCAACGCGCUCAAGUGCUGGACUUUGACUUGCAGCGCCAAUUGGUGCCGUAUCUUGAGAAGAUGUCGCCCCUGCCGUCGAUUUAUUAUCCGGAUUUUAUUGCUGCUAAUCAAGCCGAUCGCGCGGAUAAUGUCCUCUCAGGGUCCAAGCAGGACCAUUUGGAGGCCGUGCGGCAACACAUUCGGGACUUUAAACAGAGCCAUGAGCUGGACAAGGUCAUUGUGCUCUGGUCAGCCAAUACGGAGCGGUUUUCGGACAUUGUCGACGGCGUGAACGACACGUCGGAACAUUUACUGGCAGCAAUUCAGGCCAAUGAAGCCGAAGUGUCGCCGUCGACGAUCUUUGCAGUCGCGUCGAUCCUCGAAGGCUGUUCGUACAUUAAUGGCAGUCCCCAGAACACGUUUGUGCCUGGCGUGCUGGACUUGGCCGAGGAGAAGAAGGUGUUUGUCGGCGGGGACGACUUUAAAUCGGGGCAGACGAAGAUCAAGUCGGUGCUUGUUGAUUUCCUCGUGUCGGCUGGGAUCAAACCUACGUCCAUUGUGAGCUACAACCAUCUCGGCAAUAAUGACGGCAAGAAUCUGUCAGCGCCGCAGCAGUUUCGGUCGAAGGAGAUUUCCAAGUCGAAUGUCGUGGACGAUAUGGUAGCGUCCAAUCGCUUGUUGUACAAGGAGAAUGAGCACCCGGACCACGUUGUCGUGAUCAAGUACGUGCCGUACGUGGGCGACAGCAAGCGCGCUUUGGACGAGUACACGUCCAAGAUCUUUAUGAAUGGCACGAAUACGAUUUCCAUGCACAAUACGUGCGAGGACUCGUUGCUGGCGUCGCCGCUGAUUCUCGACCUCGUGCUCAUUUGCGAACUCGCCGAGCGCAUUACACUGAAGAAGGAAGGCGCGUCGGACUUUGAGCACUUGCACUCGGUGCUAUCUCUCCUCAGCUACAUGCUCAAGGCGCCACUUGUCCCACGUGGCACACCCGUUGUGAAUGCGCUUUUUGCGCAGCGCGAGUGCAUGAUCAACCUCUUUCGUGCGUGUGUCGGGCUUGCACCGGAGAACCACAUGAUGCUCGAGAACAAGUUGGUUAGCGAGAUUGACGGCCGUCAGUGA